Messenger RNA from Arachis ipaensis, 645 nucleotides. Lineage: Eukaryota; Viridiplantae; Streptophyta; Magnoliopsida; Fabales; Fabaceae. The record is from RefSeq and is a predicted model, not a curated record.
AUGGCCUCCGUCGCCUCCUUAGAUAGCACAAUCGGCCUCAGGCUUAUGCCGGAGCUACUCGGUCUCGACGCGCCUGUUCCUGUCGCUGUUGACGCCGGCUCCGAGGGGGAAGUCACGUGCACUGACGCGCGGAAACUCCAAGACUCGAACCCAAGUCCGAACAUAAGAGAAACGAACGAGAAACCAAGUGCAAACUAUUUCAGAGACUCGUCAUCUGGUAAUAACGAUCCUCUGAGUUUCUUACCAUCUGGAUUCUUGGAAAGAACGAAAGGUCAAGGCUUUGUGGUUUCCCAUUGGGCCCCACAGGUGGAGGUACUUGGCCAUAGAGCCACCGGUGGGUUCCUCACUCACUGUGGAUGGUUUUCUACGGUUGAGAGCAUCGUGCAUGGCGUUGCCAUAAUAGCAUGGCCAUUGUUUUCUGAGCAGAGAAUGAUUGCUGCCAUUCUUGCUGAUGGUAUGAGAGUAAGGCCAAAGGUUGAUGAUGAGAGUGGCGUUGUGGAGAAGGAUGAAGUUGCGAAUGCGGUGAAGAGUUUGAUGGGAGAAAAUGAGGGAAGAGAGAUUCAUGAGAGGAUGCGAGUGUUGAAAGAUGAAGCUGCUGCGGCAAUCAAACAAGAUGGUUCUUCCACCGUCACAUUGUCUAAAUAG